AUGACAGGGAGGCGGCAGCAGCGGCCUCCGCGCACGCGCAACAUCCGGGUCCAUACGCCUCGUCCUAGUGAGGACGUGGCAGCCCCGAAGGCCGAGGCCUCCGUGCGCGGGGGAGGCACUUCCGGCGGCGACCCGACGGCCGGCUCGGAACCGGAAGUGGGGCCUGGGAGUAGCGACGCCGGGAUCGCAGCCGGGGCAGGCGCUGCAGCCGGAGCCGGGGAGGAGCCCGGGGGCGGGGCUGCGGCCGGGCGGGAGUGGACAAGGCCGGGAUCCCCCCCAUUACCGCGGGCCUUCAUCUCCUCACUCUCAGCCCGGGCCGAAGGCCCCACCCGGUCUGGCCUACUGCUUGCCUCUCUUCUUACUCCCGGGUCUGCAGUGCGGGGGUCACUCAGCCCGGAGUCCUCUUUGACCGGAAGAGGUGAUCCCGACGUCCUGCUUGUCCACCCUCCCAACCUUUACCCCUGGCUGUCGGCUGGGGACCCACCGGCCGGCCGCUUGGGUCCUCCAGAUUCUUUCUCAGCCUCCACCGGGGCAGCCUCCCAGCCUUUGGAGCCUAGGGGCGCCCGUCCCGCUUCCUCGGGACUGUCACCCAGACCCCUCCCCGCGCCCCCCUCCCCCCUCCACGGCGUGUGCACCUUAGCCGGCAGCGUGUGCUUGUUGUGGGGAAAGUGA
Messenger RNA from Dromiciops gliroides (monito del monte), 672 nucleotides. RefSeq names its product small nuclear ribonucleoprotein-associated protein B'-like. The record is from RefSeq and is a predicted model, not a curated record. The transcript is spliced from 3 exons. Bases 1 to 672 code for a protein of 223 amino acids. NCBI's taxonomy places the organism in Eukaryota, Metazoa, Chordata, Mammalia, Microbiotheria, Microbiotheriidae.